Messenger RNA from Ectocarpus sp. CCAP 1310/34, 2135 nucleotides. The record is from the annotation of a GenBank genome assembly. Lineage: Eukaryota; Phaeophyceae; Ectocarpales; Ectocarpaceae.
GAGGUGUUACUGUUCUCGGGCGGUGUCCCACCUCCUCGGAACCUCAGCAGCCGAGAUGGACCACCAAUAGAUCGACUGGGACUCGCUGUGGUUGCUAGCUUCGCUGGCCCCCAGUCAUACCACAGCACGAUCACACUGCAGUGUGCUUGAAAAAAGAGCGGCAUGACAUCCUCGUCUUCCCCGUUGGAGGACCGACGAAAGCGGGGACGCCAAGACCUUGGCGCAGGCAAGACCGAAGACCUCUCGAGUUUACCCUCCACGGAACCAACCCGCGAAGCGAGGAUCGCCUGGAACGACGAUUUCCCGCGAAACUUCCUUGUGUGUGAGAAAAUAGGGGAAGGUUCUUUCGGGACGGUUUGGACUGCUCGCCGCCUCGAGGAAGAUGGCAAGCAACGCGGGCCUCACGACGGAGAGUCAAGGGGAGAAGAGGAGAGGGACCAGAAGCUUGUUGCGCUGAAGAGAAUCAAUCCGACGUGCUCGCCUUCGAGGAUCUUAAACGAAUUCAACCAGAUGCGGAGGCUAGGGGGAGGUGGCCACAACGUGAUCGAAGUGCAAGGAGUCGUUCGAACCCCCGGCGGCGUGUUCGCCCUGGUGAUGCCCUUCUUCGAACACGACGACUUCCGGCAGGUGAUGAAGACGCUCACCCUCUCCGGGGUUGCGAUGUACCUCAAGUCGCUCCUCACGGCCCUGGCGCACGUCCACUCCGAGGGAGUCAUCCACAGGGACGUCAAGCCCCGCAACUUCAUGUACAAUGCGAGGACUGGGCAAGGGUACCUCAUUGAUUUUGGCCUUGCCGAGCCAGCGGAGAAGUGGAGAAGCAGGUCGGCGGCCCUGGCCAAGCACAGGGACAGGAGGGCGGCGCGUGGCGGCAAACACAACCACGCCCAGCAGAGACAUUCCGUUCAGACCACAAUCCGCACGACCGGAGACCACGGGAAACGGCCCAGCAGCAGCAGCAACAGCAAUCGAAUAGCCCCGGGCACCACCGAGGUUAGCGCCAGCGGUCGAGCUGUUCCUGCUCUCGAUCGGGAAGAGGGGGAUCGUACGAAGCUGCUGAGGAAGGCGGAGAGGGGGGGUACAACCGGUUUUCGCGCCCCGGAGAUUCUGUGGCACUGCAGAGAUCAGGAGCCAGCUGUGGAUGUUUGGUCUGCGGGGGUUAUCCUGCUGUGCCUGCUAUCUCGCAGGUACCCCGUUUUCCCCUCCGCAGACACCGAUGAGAUGGCGCUGGUGCAGAUCGCACAGCUGCUGGGGGGCUCCGAAGAGCUCGUGAAGGCUGCCCGCGACAGUGGGAGGUGCCACAUCAUGGAGUUCCCUUCUUCGCAGCUACAGCAGCAGCGCGGCGGUGGCGGUUGUGGCAAUAGCCGCUGGGGCAGUGAUGGUGGUCGUGGUUCGCGAUUGGAAGAGUUGUGCGCCCCCUUACUGUGCGACGGUGCGGCGGCGGCGUGCAGCGAGAAGGAAGUGGACGCACGAGCGGACGCCUUUGAGCUGCUGAAGGGGAUGCUGAAGGUGGACCCGAGAGAGCGGCUGUCUGCCAAGGAUGCUCUCAUGCACCCUUUCGUGGCGGAAGCGUGACUGGCCUGACUGGCUGUUCGGAAGCCGAGAGACAAGCGGUCUCAUAGAUACUGUUCAGUGAGGGCCAAAUUAACCUUUGAGUCGAUUUCGCCUCUGAUCGCCCUUUGAGGUGACCGGCAACAUAUCUCCCCUACAUGUUGUGUGCAUGUGUUGAGCUCACCAUCUAGGCGCUUUCUUACUGUGCACGGUGCUUGCAGAGUAUCAUAAGGCACUGGCGCAGGUGCUCCAAAAUUUUGGAGGUGUUUUUGCUUAGAAUGUAUCGUCCCUUUCUUUUUUGUUGCCUCAGAAACGGCCCGUCAGCGACGGCUCUAUGCGAGUUGGCCAGUUUGACCCUCAUUGCGAUCGAUUUUUGUAGCACACGAGCCGAAGGAAAGGAUGGGACUUCGGAGGUAUGGCAUCCUAUGUAGCCAUCGGACGUACGUGAGGGUGGGAGGAGGGGAGGUUGUGGUCCCGCAGUUUUCGGCAUGUUUCAGAGAACCUUCUUGUUACUUCAGUGCAACGUUUUGAGGUUUCAAUCGCGGUUGUUUGUAAAUAAACAUGGUAGACACGAGAGGCGGUACUGG